AUGUCUAAGCCUCAUGUUCUGCUCCUCGGAGACAUCACCCACGCCAAGGCCGAGUGGGAAGCCCUCUCUGACGUUGCCACCCUCUCAAUCUGUGAUUCGGGAAACCGCGAGCAGUUUAUCAAGGACCUCAAGGGAAAGUACUCUGAUGUCGUCGCUGUCUUCCGUACUUUCAAGUCGGUUGGCAUUACUGGUCGCAUUGAUGCCGAGCUUAUCAAGGAGUUCCCUCCUACUCUGAAGUUCGUCUGCCACAACGGUGCUGGAUACGAUCAGAUUGAUGUCGAGCCUUGCUCGGCUGCUGGAAUCCAGAUAUCAAACUGCCCCUCGACCGUUGACGACGCUACCGCCGACGUCAACAUGAUGCUCAUCCUCGGUGCUCUUCGCAACUUCAACCAGGCCGCCGUCGGUCUCCGCCGCGGCGAAUGGAACUCAACCACCCCUCUCGCCAACGAUCCCGAGGGAAAGCUUCUUGGAAUCGUCGGAAUGGGCGGUAUCGGCCGUGCCGUCAAGCGUCGCGCCGAGGCCUUUGGCAUGACUGUUCAGUACUACAACCGUCGCGAGCUGUCUCCCGAGCUCUCUGCGGGCGCAAAGUACGUUUCCUUCGACGAGCUCCUUGCCACUUCGGACGUCAUCUCGCUCAACCUUCCGCUGAACGCCAACACGCGCCACACGAUCAACAAGGCUGCCUUUGACAAGAUGAAGGACGGCGUUGUGAUUGCGAACACCGCCCGCGGUGCGGUUAUGGACGAGGCUGCGCUGGUCGAAGCCCUCGAGAGCGGGAAGGUCAAGAGCUGUGGUCUGGAUGUGUUUGAGAACGAGCCUACUAUCCACGAGGGCUUGCUCAAGAACGAGAAGGUCAUGCUCCUUCCUCACGUCGGAACGCUCACGUACGAGACGCAGAAGAAGAUGGAGGUCCAGGUCAUCGACAACAUCCGUGCUGCCAUCACUUCCGCCAAGGUUAACACUCUUGUCCCGGAGCAGGUUGCUGCUGGCAUCUUCUAA
Messenger RNA from Myxozyma melibiosi, 999 nucleotides. Its product is annotated as D-isomer specific 2-hydroxyacid dehydrogenase. The coding region runs from base 1 to 999 and encodes 332 amino acids. The record is from RefSeq and is a predicted model, not a curated record. The transcript has 2 exons. Gene Ontology annotation, molecular function: oxidoreductase activity, acting on the CH-OH group of donors, NAD or NADP as acceptor; NAD binding. NCBI's taxonomy places the organism in Eukaryota, Fungi, Ascomycota, Lipomycetes, Lipomycetales, Lipomycetaceae.